Molecule: messenger RNA, 6207 nt
Organism: Dermacentor silvarum
Lineage: Eukaryota; Metazoa; Arthropoda; Arachnida; Ixodida; Ixodidae
Gene: lqf
Product: epsin-2
Exons: 11
Coding region: 1019-2704 (561 amino acids)
Biological process (GO): endocytosis
Cellular component (GO): endosome; clathrin vesicle coat; plasma membrane
Molecular function (GO): clathrin binding; phospholipid binding
Source: RefSeq, a predicted model, not a curated record
UCAUCACCGACCGCUUUGGCAGAGGCAUCCGGUUUGUUGCUCGCCUGCGUAAAGAUCCAUCCGCAGCCGACUUCCGCUGGAUGGGUCAACUGAUCAAAUGUUGUUUUCUGCCAGGCUACCACUGCGCUUCGUGUCGCUGACGCUCCACCUUCCCCCGUGUCGCCGCCCGGUCGUCGUCGCGUGACAUGCUGUCCCGGCCGUACAGUUGACGGCGACCCCUCGUCCCCCACCAUUCACAUCCGUGACCUUCCCCCCCACCGUCUCGUAGCCGGUCAAAAUUUCGGAAGCCAGGCUGCGGCGUUUUCGGGCGCGAGAUCCAGCGCCACGCCAGCCCCCGAACUGUUGAGUGCAGGUGCGGCCCCCCCACACCCCCCAAAUUUGUGCAGUCGUGUCCUUUUGCCAGCACGAAGUGCUGCUGGGAACACCGAGCAAGGCAACAGUCUUGCUUCUGAGCCAUCUGCUGAGGGAUCCCAUGUCCAGGAUUGGUGCUUUUUGAGACGAAGCAAACGUGAGCCCGCUCCCCCCCACCACCCUCUGCCAUCAAGACCUUGAGACGGGCACCACCAGUUUUAAUGCGUGCCAUACUUUGAAUCGUCGUCCACGCUCCGUCCGCCGCCUUCUAGACGCGGCAGAAAUCGCGUCCACCCCCUUUGGACUUGCCGUCUUCUGGACAACUCCACCAUCUCUAAAGUGUGCCGAUUCCUCCGUCGUAAGCAGCAGCGUUGGUCCGCACCCGACAACCCGUCACCACCGCAAGGAACAGCAGAAAUCCGAGGAGGUGUACCACAGCAACGGUAGCCCGAGUUGGUCAGCAACGCAGCACCACGCUCGGUCGCACGCCAAGCCCGACCGUCGCGUUGGAGGCUCCCCCUGCGAGCGCGCGUCGUCUGCCGGCAACCGACUCAGCAGCGGCGGCGCAUAGUCGCCCUGCCCGCGUUAGCGGCCGACGCCUGCCGAGGCAGCUACCGUGCCUAAGAACGACCCGCGGCAGCUGCUGUGCUGCGCCUCUUUCGUGCUCAUGAUGAACGUCCACGGCCUCAGGCGCAACGUGAAGAAUGUGGUGCGGAACUAUUCGGACGCCCAGGUUAAGGUGCGCGAGGCGACCUCCAACGACCCCUGGGGGCCGCCCUCGACCCUGAUGGGCGAGAUAGCUGACCUGUCGUACAAUGUGGUGGCCUUCACCGAGAUCAUGCAGAUGAUCUGGAAGCGGCUAAACGACCACGGCAAGAACUGGCGGCACGUCUACAAGGCCCUGGUGCUGCUGGAGUACCUCAUCAAGACCGGCUCCGAGAAGGUGAGCCAGCAGUGCAAGGAGAACAUCUUUGCGAUCCAGACGCUGAAGGACUUCCAGCACACGGAGGACAACAAGGACCAGGGGGUGAACGUUAGGGAGAAGUCCAAGCAGCUGGUGGCCCUGCUCAAGGACGACGAGCGGCUGCGCGCCGAGCGCACCCGCGCCCUCAAGGCCAAGGAGCGCUUCGCACAGGCCACGGCCCGCGUCGGGUCCGAGGCUUUGGCCAAGUAUGGCAGCUCCAGUCGGCGAGACUCUUACAACUCUGACGCGACGUCACCCAGAGGCGAGGGUGAUGGAGCGAGCGGCCUCUCCUCAGAGCUGGAGUGUGCCCGGCCCCAGACGGCGGGUGAGGAGGAGCUGCAGCUGCAGCUGGCGCUGGCCAUGAGCAAAGAGGAGGCGGAGCAGGAAGAGCGGCUCCGCAAGCACGACGACCUGCGGCUCCAGAUGGCCAUCAGCGAGUCUCAACACACCACAGCGACAUUGCACAACGGGGCGACUUCCUCCUCCUCGGCGGGUGCUGGCCCGUCUUCGUCGCACCACCAGGCUGCGUCGGGCCUCGACGACCUGCUGGGUCUCAGCCUGGGGGCCACGGGGGGCCCCAGUGGGGCCGAGCCCCCGUCGGUGACGGAUCCCUGGGGCAUGCCGCUCUACGACGGUGCACAGGCUGCUGCUCCAGACCCAUGGUCAUCACCCACAAGCAGUCGUCCGAACACGGCUGGUCAACCAGGCGACCCUUGGCAGUCGCCUACUUCCAAGCCAGCGAAUCAUGGAGACCCAUGGUCGAGCAGCCAAGACCCCUGGCGAUCAUCAGCCACGGGGCCCACAACCAACGGAAAUGACCUGGAUGAGUUUGACACACUGAGCAAACGAUCGGCUGCUACCAGCCCGAUCUCAGAACAAACUGGGGCAGUGGGCGAUGCGUUGGCAUUGGGCGGCCUGCGCCGUGCCUUGCCUUGUGCAGAGGAAGAAGAACUGAGCAAACGGAAAACGCCGGAGAGCUUCCUAGGUCCCAAUUCGAACCUGGUGAACUUGGACGCGCUCGUCACGACACGACCCGCAGGGCCAGGUACGUUGGGUGCCCCAGCACCCACUGCCGCGAACCCGUUUGCGGCACCACUCUCCGCACCAACGCCAGGCCUGGCAGCGCCUGCCACGGCGGCAGCGGCAGCAGCAGCAGCAGCAGCAGCCAGCAAUCCGUUCCAGGCGUCCAAGCCGCCCACGAUCAACCAGCUGCGACUGCAGAACAGCAGCUUCCCGCCGGCACCGGUCGCCCCAACGACGGCGACGCUCCUGACGCAUCCGGCCGCUACUGCCGCCCUGGUUCCACAGCAGCCUUUGCCCCCACACGGUGGCUACGUAGGCCUGCCUGCUGGUGCAACUGCGGUGGGCCAGCAGAACCCCUUCCUCUGAAGGAACCUGCAGCAGUAGGCAGGGGUUCUGUUUCGCACUAGGACCGCGAAAACAAAAAAGAAGCGCGAGAGUCGGGCCCGCCGCUGCCCUGCCCGGCAGUGUCUCUUCUUUUUUUUAAAUAACCUUCCUGUCGCUUUGGAAAGGCCCUUGUUUCUUCUUAAUUGGUGUGUGCAAAGAGAGCUGAGAUGCUGUUGCGCAUUCCGCUUGGUGCUCGCCCGUCUUCUUCUUCUUCGAGGUGCGAGCGGAACGCCAAGGUUGCGAGUGGCUCCUCCUACGUGGUGAACUGUGAACUUUUUUUUUUCUCCCUGUUUCAUGCAGAGCCGGCCAGACUGAUGAACUCGCCUGACUAUCGAAAGAGGCUCGGUGGAUCGAUGUAGUGUGUGCUCUAUCUAGACGUUUUCCUCUGCAGGUGUGAAGGUGUACGGUGGGAGGUAAAGGGGUUGGUUGGAAAGCAGAAAGUUUUAAUAUAUAUAGUAUAUAUAUGUGCGUCAAAUUGAGCACGGUUCCAGUUCCGACCCGAGUCUCCCAAAGGAGGAGAGCGGUCAUUCGCGUGAAAUCUCGGAAGUGCAGGCGUCGUUUCUCCUUUUCCAUCUUGAGAGAGAGAGAGAGCAUUUACGAGCGGCGGGCUAAAGGAUUCGCCACGUCGUCACGACCAAGCAAGCUUGACUUCUGGCCCGGUCGGAGCGAUGUCGGACCACCAGUACGACCAGCCCCCGUCAUUACUGUCUCACAAUAACAGAAGAAACAAGAAAACUUGCAUUUCAUGAACUAGCUCUGUUUUAUAUUUUUGCCUUCCCCACCUUUUUUUUUGUUUUGGAGGACCUCACUAUGUUGUUUUGCUUAGGAGCAAGGACGAGUCGGUGUCAGGCAUAGUUGACUGAUGCAUUCCCACGCGGUGCUCACUGACGAUGAAUGGAGGCAGUUCUAGAGCAUUGCGAUGCCCUGCAGACUCGGGAAGGGAGUCAUUGCUUUAUGGAGGCAACACUGAGCAAAAUUGGGAAGGUUAUUGCGCCUGUUAACAUCUGUUGAAGGCGUUUUCCCUCCACUGCAUUCAUUGCUCGAGUUGGUGUUCGUAGCUACCACAUUUACCAUGAAAGAGACCCACUAGACAUGAAACGGCAAACACAGGCACAAACUUUCAUCUGGUCUUCAUUAGCCGGCAGAGUGAGAUCAUAGAGAGAGGCCGUGCAAUCCAUUUCUGUGGUAUCCCAAGACAUUUCUUUGUGGUCUAGCUCUGUGCAUAUUCAUGAUGUAUGCUUAUGAAGCUUAUGUUGGAAAUUGGCACUCGUACCUGUCGUUUUAUGCCAAGCUCUUUUUGUGCUAAAUGCCGUAGUUGGGCAAAACUUCCCUUUUUUUUUGGAAACUGAAUGGUGUGACCCAUUUCUUGCCGGGGUGUCUAUGUCGAGAGUUCUUGUAAUCGUGGGUAGCAAAGCUCUUCUAUCCGAUAACCGCUCUUGGGCUUGCACGGAUUACCCGAAGCUGCCGUGUCCUGAACGGCUGAUGUGCUCAUGAUUUUGCUGGGCCAAUGUUUCAAGUGUGGUUGGUAGCAAAUGAGCCGCGUUUUACUUAGAAUUACGAGAAAUCAUCUCGUGCUUUAGUGCAAAAGGCUGCAGUUACUCUGUGCAAUUUGAUUGUGCACCAUGGCUCUUGGGGCUGGGAAGAAACAGCAUUUGCUCUGUUCUGUUGAGGAGACAGGGCGUUGAAAGACUGGCCUUUCUUUUUUUGCAUUGAGUCGCGUAACUAGCACAAAAUUUGCGUAAGGGCACGUUUCUUUUGUUACCCACCCGUGCCAUUUGUGGAAGUUCUGUCCACUCAUUGGUUCGCGCAGCCUUUCUCGUUUUGCCGCGAUUGAAGCUGCUUGCAGUGGUUGCAGCGGUUAACGGUUUCGUACGCUGUCCUGCAGGCGUACAUACGUACGUACACUGGCUGGAGAGGACUGUAGCGGAGGCUUUUUGCACUGAAGAAAGAAAAAGUUGUGCACACCUGUGGCUAUCACUAGUUACGCUUUUCAAUCGAGCACUUUUUACUGUACCACUGAUAUAACCAGCCUUUGACACGUACGGUGGUCUGCGUGGAUGUUUUUUCUGACACUUUGAAGUUUGCCGUGACAUGUGGACUCUUCGGCGGCGAAAGUGAGCAUUUCUUUCUGUCCUCGCCAUGUUGCUUCAGCACGAGGCCGGCUUGUGUCACUUUCGAGAAAUGUGUCACUUUUUCAGAGUGUGAAUGUGCUAGCAUGGAUCCUUUGUAUCACCUGUUCCUAGUUAAAAAAAAUAAUUGUGCUGAAAGCUGUGCGCCGGCGUUUUACAUGCUCUAAUGUGGACGUCUCGUGUCAGGCUUAGUGUACAAAGGUGCAUUGUCUCUCUUUGCUUUUACAAGACGGGGUGGGCUUUGGUAGUGCACGUGUGAAUGUCAACUGGGCCAUGAUACAAACUAACGGAACGGGCAGAAUAGGGGCACAUGCCGGUGUUGUUUCUGUCGUAGCAUUGAGGAGGUGUUAGUGCGCGUUUUAGGAAGCUUGUUGCGAAGAAUUGUAACCUCGUAUAAGCUUGUACAAAGUUGCCCGAGGAGGGAUACAAACAGAUGUGUAUGUGUGUGGGAUUUGUUUCUCUGUGAGGUGGUGUUCAUGCCAUGUCAUUGGUCUGGUUUGUUAGAAUUGAGUUGCGGAACCAGGGGUGCUGUGGCAUCUUGCCACGUCGAAAGGGUAUGGUAGAUGAACAAAGCACACAAGCUUCCACUUGAUUAAUGCAGGACUUCGACACACUUACGUGUGUAAUUCAGUUGUGGAACAUCUGUAAACGUUAAGUGAGCCACCCCGAACAGGCUAAUUGCUGAUGUGGCUUUUAGAGUGGCCGUCGGCCGGAAGCUUGCUGGCACAUUUACCAUCCUCUGCUUUUUAGUUUCGGUCGGCAUAUGGUCUUGAUGAGAGUGCCAUUGAGAUGUGUCACGAAAUUUGACAGACAUUGUCUGGUAUGUAUUUGGCGCGAUAAUCACCGAAACCUGCUUUGCAGUGCUGUCUUGAAUGAAGCAUGUUUGUCUAAACUGUGAAAGUAUGUUAUGGUCUAACGAGGGUUAGAAAGAAAAACACUUAUGUUUACUGCAUGUGAAGACGUUUUCCUCUAAUGAAAUGGACUAUUUCUAUUUACAGAGUUUUAUUGUAUAGCUUUUAUAAAUAUAGAGAUGCUAAUUGCUUAUUCUGCAAGUCCUUUGAAUGAAAGGUGCGUGGCUUGUUGAUCCUUUUGUAAGACACUUUGUUCUUUUUUUUUCUUCUGUUAUGCGUGUGUGGGUGCAAAUGAUGGCAUAUCUGAGUGCAUUGCAAAAUUCUUUUUGGAUAACUGAAGAACAUUGCAUGGUGUAUCUGUUGCAAUGCCGGCCCGUGCUAACAUAAAACGUUGCCGAACGUUCCGUCACCUCUGGAACUGAGGAAAAAAAAUCUGCCAUGUGUCACUCAACGAUACUGGGGGGAACGCAGAGAAAAAAAAAAUAAAACGAUGCGCAAUGUUUGA